Messenger RNA from Thlaspi arvense, 1699 nucleotides. Lineage: Eukaryota; Viridiplantae; Streptophyta; Magnoliopsida; Brassicales; Brassicaceae. The record is from the annotation of a GenBank genome assembly.
CAAACCUUGAUUAGUGAAAACAGAUGGGUGUUUCACUACAAGACUGUAGAUAUUUUCUAUAUUCAUCAGAUUAGUUUGACCGAAAAAAAGAGAGACUACACACAUUUUCUCUCUCUCUUUUUUUUUUGGGUCAAACAUACACAUUUUCUCUUUUAAGAACUUUAAACAGCUAUGGAAGAUCCAUUACUGGUAAAGGCUAAGCAAGAAGAAAACAAGAAGAUACGAUGGGAGAAGUUGAAGAAAGUUGCUUCCAUGGCGGCUCCAAUGGUGAUCGUAAACAUAUCUCAAUCCCUUCUUCAAGCCACUUCUACAAUGAUCGUUGGCCACAAAAACGAGAUCUCCCUCGCUGGUAUCUCUCUCGCCAGCUCCAUCGCUAACGUUACCGGCUUUAGUCUCCUGGUUGGACUAGCGGGUGCAUUAGAAACACUAUGUGGUCAAGCCUUUGGAGCUCGUCAGUACGAGAAGCUUGGUUUAUAUACUUUUACUUCCAUUGUUUCUCUUCUCAUCAUAUGUUUCCCAAUCUCUCUUCUAUGGAUUUUCAUGGAGAACCUUUUGUUAUUCUUUCACCAAGACCCCAAAAUAUCGGAGAUAGCUUCUGUUUACUGCCUUUGGCUCAUACCCGCUUUAUUCGGUUACUCUGUUCUACAAUCAUUGAUUCGCUACUUUCAAACACAAAGCAUGAUUUUCCCAAUGGUUAUCACUUCUUUAACCGUUCUAUGUUUCCACCUACCGGUUUGUUGGGUACUGGUCUACACUUUAGGGCUUGGAACCAAAGGUGCAGCCUUAUCUAUUAGCAUUUCCUAUUGGCUUAACGCCGGUUUGCUAUGGCUUUACAUGAGACAUUCUCGAGUUUGCGAAGGCAAACGGGUUUUAAUAUCGAUGGAUGCGUUUGGUCACAUGAGUAUCUUCUUCUCCUUAGCGGUUCCUUCUGCUAUAAUGGUUAGUCUUGAAUGGUCAGCUUUCGAGAUUUUGAUUCUUAUCUCGGGAGUAUUGCCAAACUCAAAGCUAGAGACAUCUGUGAUCUCCUUGUGCGUGACAACCUCUUCUUUGCACUACAAUCUAGCAACUGCUAUCGGUGCUGCCGCAAGCACGAAUGUAGCUAACGAACUAGGAGCUGGAAACCUAGUCGCAGCUAAAGCUUCUGCGAUUGUCGCAAUCAUGAUUGCAGCUGUUGAAUCUUCUGCCGCAAGCUUUGCUCUGUUCAUGUCACGUCAUGUUUGGGGCUACGCUUAUAGUAACGUACCUGAAGUGAUACGUUACGCUGCAGAAAUCACACCGAUUCUUUGCAUUUCUAUUGUUAUGGACAGCUUGUCAGCCUCGCUAACCGGGAUUGUGAGAGGAAGUGGUAAACAGAAGAUUGGUGCGUAUGUGAAUAUCGCUGCGUUUUACAUUGUUGGGAUUCCAAUUGGACUAGUCUUCUGCUUUGUUCUUGACUUCAAAGUUAAAGGUCUUUGGAUUGGUGUUCUCUCAGGAUGCACUCUGCAAACUCUCACAUUAUCUCAUUACUACAUUCACCAAAUGGACCAAUGUGGUAUGAUUGAGGCCUCCAUUGUUUUAGUUUUUUAAAUGCCAAUUUUUUUGCUGUUGUGUAUUCAUUAAAUCAUUUUGUAAAGGUUUCUGAUUGAUCACAGAAUGAUUAAAGAUAAAUUAAAGCUAAAUUUCUGCAAAUUUCAAUGCAUUUCAGUAUUAUUUAACAUCA